Molecule: messenger RNA, 3435 nt
Organism: Cercospora beticola
Lineage: Eukaryota; Fungi; Ascomycota; Dothideomycetes; Mycosphaerellales; Mycosphaerellaceae
Biological process (GO): proteolysis
Molecular function (GO): metalloendopeptidase activity
Source: RefSeq, a predicted model, not a curated record
CGAGGACUCUCUCCGCUAAUCAUUCCGCUUUCUACUUCUGCUCCUUCCCUCUCUCAUUCACCACUUGGCUUUUCUCUUUAUUUGUUUGUCGCUCGCUGACAUCCAAUCUUGGACUUGGUACCGACCGCCGAACGAUUUGGGAAUUCGCCGGACAUUCGAGACAGCCUACCCAUUCAUCCGCCACAUGAUAGCUACGCGCGACUAGGACUCUCACUCCCCUUCCUCGCCUCUCCGCAGGCACUGCGCUGUCCCUCGCGCUCUCGCCGCGGCCAUGCGCUGCCAACUCCCCUUCUCCCUGCUGGCAUACGCGGCGUCGACGCUCCUCUCGGCAUCAGCCAGCAGUACCACCCGGAACCCCAUCGGAGCCAUUUCAACGAUCCAGAAUGCGACAAUCCACACUCCCAACCACCGAGUAACAGCGCUCCACGAAUUCGACCUCACAUUCGCUGUCCGUGACGAGUUGCAUGUACGAUUCCAUCUAGAACCCAACCACGAUAUCCUCCCCGAGGGCGCAACAAUAUCAUAUGUUGACGAAGAUGGCACGAUAUCUCGACAUGAAACAGUCGACAGGUUAGCGCAUAAAGUCUACCGCGGGACGGCAUGGAUACAGAAGUUGGGGAAUGAAGUAGAUGAGUGGAGGCAUGUUGGAUGGGCGAGAGCGUCGAUUGUGAAAGAUGGACGAGAACCUAUCUUUCAAGGAGCAUUUUCGAUAGAACGGGAUGCACACCAUGUUCAGACUGCAAGGAACUAUAUGCGAACAAGGCACUUGGACGAUCCUACCAUUGAAGUUGAGGACGCGAACGGCAUGGUGUUGUGGAGAGACUCGGACAUUCGGCGUGACUUCCAGGUCCUAGGACACCAGGAGUUGAAGCGCGAUGCUCUACCGGAGCCGGUAUGUCAGGCUGAUGCCUUGGGCUUCAAUACCAGAGGCGAUCACCCGGUGUACAUGGCCAUGAAGUCGAAGCGUUCAGAACAGCGUUACGGGAGGAUGGACUUCAGCCAUUUGUUCGGCAAGCGCCAGGAUCUCGAUGGAAUGACUGGUGGCAACAGUGCAGGAGGCAACCUGAUCGCCAGUCUUGGUUCGACUGCUGGAUGUCCUACAACACGCAAGGUCGCCUUGAUGGGUGUGGCCACGGACUGCACUUAUACCGGCGACUUCGAAGAUGAACAAGCUGCCCGAGAGAAUGUGAUCGACCAGGUCAACAGGGCGUCUGCCAUCUACGAGAACACCUUCAAUAUCUCGCUCGGACUACAGAACCUGACAGUGUUCCCUGCGAAUUGCCCUGGAACUCCGGUUGCUGCGUCCGAGUUCAAUCAGCAAUGCUCUGGUAGCGUCGACAUCUCGGAUCGUUUGAACAUGUUCUCCCGAUGGCGUGGCUCGCAAACCGACUCCAAUGCCUUCUGGACCCUGCUCAGCUCUUGUGGCACUGGAUCUGCUGUCGGACUUGCAUGGCUAGGACAAGCAUGUGUCGGUACCACAAUAACCACCAAUGGCAGUGUCACCGGUGAUGGCCAAUCAAAUAGUGGUGGACAAGAAUCCGUCACUGGCGCCAACGUUGUCAUCCGAACACAGGGUGCUUCUGAAUGGCAGAUUAUCGCUCACGAGGUUGGCCACACUUUCGGUGCCGUUCACGACUGCACUUCCAGCUCGUGUGCCAACGAGGAAUUCGUCCGAUCGCAACAAUGCUGCCCACUCGACGGAAACACCUGUCCUGCCGGAGGCCAAUACAUCAUGAACCCACAGACGACUCAGGGCGUCAACGAGUUCAGUCCUUGCUCUGUUGGCAAUAUUUGCAGCGCUCUGCUCCGUAAUUCUGUCAAUGGCGAGUGCUUGACGGACAAUAGAGGUGUCACUACGAUCUCGGGACAGCAAUGCGGUAACGGCAUCGUCGAGCCUGGCGAGGAUUGUGAUUGCGGGGGUGAAGAAGGAUGCAGAGACGAUCCAUGCUGCAAUCCGACCACCUGCAAGUUCACUUCAGGAUCUGUGUGCGAUGACUCCAACGAGGACUGUUGCCGCAACUGCCAGUUCGCUUCGGCGGGUACUGUCUGCCGGUCUAGCACUGGCCAGUGUGAUCCUGAGGAAACCUGUUCUGGCUCGUCAGCUACCUGUCCUGAGGACCAGACUCAGGAAGACGGCACCAGCUGUGGAGAUGGCUUGGAGUGCGCCAGUGGUCAAUGCACCAGUCGUAACCAGCAGUGCAGAACUGUCAUGGGCAGCUAUACUCAGAACAACGACACGUAUGCUUGUGACAGCCAAGGUUGUCUCAUUCGAUGUGCCAGUCCCGAAUUCGGAAGGAAUGUCUGUUACAGUCUGCAGCAGAACUUCAUUCCCGGCACGCCGUGUGGCGGUGGUGGUCGAUGUGCUCAAGCAGGCCAAUGCAGAGGCGCCACUACCGGCGGCCAAAUCAAAUCCUGGAUCGAAGACAACAAAGCCAUCGUCAUCGGCGUUGCCUCCGCAGUCGGUGGUCUCAUACUCUUCGCCGUCCUCGGUUGCCUCUACCGCUGCUGCAAACGCGGUGGCCGCAGAAGAAAGGCACCUGUCGCACCUCGACCACCUCCUGGAGGCUGGCAAGGCUGGAAUGGCCCCAACAACAACCGAGGCGGUCCUCCUAUGCAGCACCAAAACAGCUUCUACGCUCCUUCUUCGCAUCCGAGUCAAGGCUGGGCGACUUCAAAUCAGAAUGCUGGUGGCUGGGAUGCGCCUCCUGUUCCGCCUCCGCCCGCUUAUCAUCAAGCUGGGUCGCCGCCUCCUCCUAUGCAUGAUCAAAGGAGUAAUAGUGUGCGGUAUGCUUAGAUGAGAUGGCCUCGUCGGCCUUGUUUGCAUUGGACGAGGAAGAAUUCUGGAUUUUUGCUUGCAUCUUGCAUUUUUUUGGCACACCUGAAUCAGGUCCCAUACCACACAGUCUUCACGAAGUUUACGGCCACCGAUUGGGAAGAAAACCCCAUAUCGAUCUUGCAUAGUUUUUGUUUCUGCUUUUGUUUUUGCUUUUGUAGUGUUGGCGGAAAGAGCUUCAUUGAGCAGAAGAGACGUUUGACAUCCUUGAACAGGAAGAGAGUCGUUGUUGCCGUUGUUGCCGUUGUUGGAAAGAAAAUCAAAGCGAGCUCAGUCGAGAUGAGGGGAUCGCAGAAUCGGUCAUUUUAUUACCAGAGAGAUAAAGGCUUCAGGUGUACAUAUUUAUAUUGUUGCAUUGCAGCAUGUGAAGCGGAGAAGCAAUAGAGAGAAAAGGUGCUUGUGCAGGAUUUGACCGGAUCGUGCAGUGGGAUAUAGGAUAGCGGUGAAUGAAGAAAGUGUUUGAGACAUUUAGAAAAGAAGAAGAGUUCUGUGUGAAACAUAUAUGUGGCCGCCUACGCACACGCGUGUGGUCCCGAAGGUGGUCGAGAGGAACAGGACAGGCACGCGUUGCAGCACGAACGGGUGCAUAAGGCAACCAGGCA